Messenger RNA from Phyllostomus discolor (pale spear-nosed bat), 3743 nucleotides. It is a transcript of the gene IDS, whose product is annotated as iduronate 2-sulfatase. Lineage: Eukaryota; Metazoa; Chordata; Mammalia; Chiroptera; Phyllostomidae. Bases 125 to 1792 code for a protein of 555 amino acids. Gene Ontology annotation, molecular function: iduronate-2-sulfatase activity. The transcript has 9 exons. The record is from RefSeq and is a predicted model, not a curated record.
CACCCGGGCCUGAGAGUCCGGAGACCGAGCCCCGCAGUCUGAGUCAGCGGCAGCAGCGGCUGAGGUUCUACCAUUUCGCUGCGGCCUGUCACCCUCGCCCAGGAGCGGCUGCACGGACGCAGAAAUGCCGCUGCUGGACCGGGGCCUGUUCUGGCUAAGCCUGGUCCUGGGCCCCUGCGCUUCUCUUGGGUCAGCGGUGUGGGGCAACAAUACCAAAGAUGCUCUGAAUGUCCUUCUAAUCAUUGUGGAUGACCUGCGCCUCUCCCUGGGCUGUUACGGGGACAAGCUCAUAAAGUCCCCAAACAUCGACCAACUGGCAUCCCACAGUCUCCUCUUCCAGAAUGCCUUUGCCCAGCAAGCAGUGUGUGCCCCAAGCCGAGUGUCGUUCCUUACCGGGAGGAGACCUGACACCACGCGCCUAUAUGACUUCAACUCCUACUGGAGAGUACAGGCUGGAAACUUCUCCACCAUCCCCCAGUACUUCAAGGAGAAUGGCUACGUGACUAUGUCAGUUGGAAAAGUCUUUCACCCUGGAAUAUCUUCUAACCAUAGUGAUGAUUCUCCAUAUAGCUGGUCUGUUCCACCUUAUCAUCCCUCCUCUGAAAAGUAUGAAAAUACUAAGACAUGUAGGGGGCCAGAUGGAGAACUCCAUGCCAACCUGAUUUGCCCUGUGGAUAUGGCAGAUAUACCCGAGGGUACCUUGCCUGACAAACAGAGCACCAAGCAAGCCAUACGAUUGUUGGAAAAAAUGAAAACAUCUGCCAGUCCUUUCUUCCUGGCUGUUGGGUAUCACAAGCCACACAUACCCUUCAGAUACCCCAAGGAGUUUCAGAAGUUGUACCCCUUGGAGAACAUCACCCUGGCUCCUGAUCCCCAGGUCCCUGCUGGCCUCCCUCCUGUGGCCUAUAACCCUUGGAUGGACAUCAGGCUGCGGGAGGACAUCCAAGAUUUAAACCUCAGUGUUCCCUAUGGCCCAAUUCCUGUGGACUUUCAGAGGAAAAUACGCCAGAGCUACUUUGCCUCUGUUUCCUACUUGGAUACACAGGUUGGCCACCUUUUGAGUGCUUUGGAUGAUUUUCAUCUGGCCAACAGCACUAUUGUUGCAUUUACCUCAGAUCAUGGGUGGUCUCUAGGUGAACAUGGAGAAUGGGCCAAAUACAGCAAUUUUGAUGUCGCUACUCAUGUGCCCCUGAUGUUCUAUGUUCCCAGAAGGACAGCUCUGCUUCCAGAGGCAGGCAAGAAGCUUUUCCCUUAUAUCGACCCUUUUGAUCCUGCCUCAGAAUUGAUGGAACCAGGCCAGCAAGUUGUGGACCUCGUGGAACUUGUCUCUCUGUUUCCCACACUAACGGGACUCGCAGGAUUGCACGUUCCACCUCGUUGCCCCAUUCCCUCAUUUCAUGUGGAGCUGUGCCGAGAAGGCCAGAGCCUUCUGAAGCAUUUUCGAUUUCAGGACUUAGAAGAGGAUCUGACACUCCAUGAUAAUCCCCAUGAGUCCAUUGCCUAUAGCCAGUACCCCCGACCUGCAGACUAUCCUCAGUGGAAUUCUGACAAGCCGAGUUUAAAAGAUAUAAAAGUCAUGGGCUAUUCCAUACGCACAAUAGACUAUAGAUAUACUGUGUGGGUUGGCUUUAAUCCCCAUGAAUUUCUAGCUAACUUUUCUGAUGUCCAUGCAGGGGAACUGUAUUUUGUAGAUUCUGACCCUUUCCAGGAUCAUAAUAUGUAUAAUGACUCCCAAGGUGGAGACCUUCAAUCAUUGAUACCUUGGGUUGUGCCAACCACAAAGGGGGUAUAAUAUAUACAUAGUGUGUGCUCCCUUGUGGCAGGUAACAAAAGGAGUUAAAGCUGGUUAUUUUGUGAUCACUCUUAAUAUCAGAAGAAAUCCAAGGGGUAUGCAAUCAAAAUGUGCAUCAACAAUUUGGCAAAAGAAUAUACUACAGCCAAAUAUUUUGAUUUGGUCUUUAUUAGUUUCUAAUUGGUAAUGGAACUGGGUCUGGGCUGAACCUUUUCUUUCCUUUUUUUUAAGAGUCAUAGCUUAUUUAUUGAAUGAAUAAGUACAGAUUGGUAAACUAUAAUUGUCAUAACUUCAGAUAUCAAGACCAUAAUAGCCAAACAACACUAUAUUUAAGAAAUACUUUAAUUAUUUGUGGAAUUUAGUGCAUUUCAAAAAGUAAGUAUAUAUCAAAUUAAAUUUGACACUGAGUCCUGGUCUUUUGUUUAUAAUUUUAUUUUUUGUCUUAUUUAGCCCAAUAUAUUAAAAGUAUUAUGUCCGUGGGCUAUGAACCAAAGCAUUGCAGGUUUGAUUCCCAGUCAGGGCACAUGCCUGGGUUUCAGGCCACGGCCCCCCAGCAACCGUACAUUGAUGUUUCUCUAUCUCUCUCUUUCUCCUUCCCUUCCCUCUCUAAAAAUAAAUAAAUAAAAUCUUAAAAAAAUAAAAAAAGUAUUAUGUCAAUAUGUAAUAUAGAUUUGUUUUUAAAAGAAAAUUAAAUAAUAAUGCUAGAUGCCAAGACCUUAAAAUCUUUAAUUUUUGUUUCUAAGAGUACAAAAUUCAAAAUCUAAAGAUAAAAUAUAUAUGAAGUAAUUAAUGUGGGUUUCUAUAUCAAAUAAUAAUGUUCAGUAAACUAGAGUCAUAACAUGAAUGAGAAAUUCAGUUACAUUUUUUAGAUAUUUUUUGACCCAAAUAAUAAUUUGUUAGUAAAUAAUAUGACCCUUGAACCUAAAGGCCAUGUAUUAAAAGACAUCAUUGUUUACAAUGGAAAACAUUUAAAGACACUUGUAUGCAUGAGUCAAAUCACUCACAACUUUAUUAGUGUUCUCUUUCAGGGGUGUUUGGUUGCAGACAUCCAUUUAUUCAGGAAACAAGAAAUAUCCUAAUUAGUUACUGAUUAAAGACAACAUUAAUUUUAGUAAAUUUAAAAUUAUUUUGAGAAUUGUGAAAACUCCAUUAGUGUAAUAUCAGGUCAUUUCUAAUCCCCCAGAAUGUAGUUCUGAAAAUCAAAGUAACCAGAAAGGCAGAUGGUAGUGAUAAACUUAGCCUAUGUCAUCUUUAAAAGGAUAGAAUAUUCUCAACUCAUUUAUAAUAGGCUGCAGCUGAUUAAAUUAUCAGUAGUUAUCAGAAGAGUCAAUCAUUUUCUAAGUAAACAUCAAAUAUAGUUUUAAAUCAAAAUGAAUAAUUUUUAGUAUUUCUCUAUGUGCAAAUGCUUCAUUGGUGAAACAAAAUACAGCAAAUUAGGUUAAGUUACUUCAGUAUAUUAAAUGGUAACCAAAAAGGCAAGACAUUACAUUAAAAUAUUGCUUCAAAUCAAUAAAAUUUCAAAAGUUUUUUCAUGCUAAGUAAUCUACAAUAGAGGUAUAUAUACUAACACAAUGACCUUCUAAGCAAUUAAGUGACUCAGUGUUCUGACAACAACAAUUUCUACUUCAGGCAUGAGGGCUUUAUUCAUCUCCCCCGAUCCUGAAGCCUCUUUUUUUUGUGGAAGUCUCAGCUUACAUGUAGAUGACUUCCCUCAGUCUUUUCUUUUUCCUUCUUCAUCCUCUUUAUGGCUUUUAUCACUUCCAUUAAGAUUUUUACAGUCCACUCUGUAAAUUUCUCAUGACAUAUUUUCAGUAUAUUUAGUUUUAUCUCCUACUCCAUAGUUAUAGUAAGUUUUAACAGGGUUUUACUCCACAUUCAUUUGUUGCUCCUGUUAACUAUAAUACAUACAUCAUUUUUUCUCACUUCAUUUCUUGAAGCACAGUUUCAUAAU